GUGCGUAUAUACAAGUCAUCACCCGACAGCACCUCAUUAGCAUCAACAUUAAAAACAGCAUUACUUGAAGGUCAUCAAUAGAAAACACAGGAACCUUUUGACAUUUGUGCCCUUAUCUAAGGUACCUAAGGAAUGCAGCAGUUUACAAUCUGGUGUUGUUUGAGACUUUGGUCACUCUGCUUGAUCACUUUUAUUACCUGGAGCACGUAUAUUGAAGCGUGUAAACCACAGCAAGGUUAUGAAAUUUACAUAAUGUUUCCGGAAGAUGCUGCUGUCGGUUCCGUAAUUGGCCAAGUAAAAUUCCGCGACUGGAAUCUUAUAAAACAAGUACACAGUGAAAAAAGUGUCUAUGUUAAAUACGACCCAGGUACAGAAAAUGUAACACUUUUAAAGAAAAUCGACGCAGACAAACAUUCAAACAAAAUUACUUUGCGCUUGUUCUGCGAAGACAGAAGUUCCCAAACAAGAAAUGUCACUAUAACAGUUAAUAUUAUAGCUACAAACGUUAAUGACAAUCCACCAAGAUUUACAGAACGGGUAUAUUACAAAGAGAUCAGUGAAGACACAGAAAUUGGCAGCACGAUAGACUGCGGAGUGGUAGCCACUGAUGGAGAUAACGGAGACAACAUGAGGUUCAGCAUAUUGCCAGACAAAGACCAUGUAAGUUUACUUUCAUAUUACAUUCUGUUAGUAAAUAUAUGUCCAGCACAAAACACUUUCAGUAGUUCUUUGCCACAGGAGCCAUUCGAAACCUCUUCACUAGCCUUGAUUACUGAUCUCUUGGACACAGCACUCGAGGUGUCGCCACCGUUUGCUGCUCAUUAG
Octopus bimaculoides (California two-spot octopus) is the source of this 825-nucleotide messenger RNA. Its product is annotated as protocadherin-15-like. Gene Ontology annotation, biological process: homophilic cell-cell adhesion. The record is from RefSeq and is a predicted model, not a curated record. Gene Ontology annotation, molecular function: calcium ion binding. Gene Ontology annotation, cellular component: cell-cell junction; plasma membrane. NCBI's taxonomy places the organism in Eukaryota, Metazoa, Mollusca, Cephalopoda, Octopoda, Octopodidae.